Spirodela intermedia is the source of this 592-nucleotide messenger RNA. The record is from the annotation of a GenBank genome assembly. Lineage: Eukaryota; Viridiplantae; Streptophyta; Magnoliopsida; Alismatales; Araceae.
AUGUCCAGACAAAAGCUUCAAAUCCGAGUCGCCAUUGACUCUCUCUCUCUCUCUCUCUCCACAUAUAUAUAUAUAUAUAUAUAUAUAUAUAUCUCUUGGUUCCUAGGUAAAACGGAGAACCCUCGUGAAAUUGCUGAUGGAGAUGACUCGGAUCUACCCUUCUUCGACUUUCGGACUGUAGCAUCAGGCACCAAAAAAAUUUCUGAUGACAAUAAGAUCGGAGAGGGAGGAUUUGGCACAGUUUACAAGGUAAAACGUUCGCGUGAUUGGCUCAUACAGCACAUUUUUUUUCUUUACGAUUCCUAUUUCAAUUGCAUUUUGAUAAAAAAUACGUGUGUUCAAUGAGAGAAACUCUAACUUGGAGAGUAUGCAAUGGCAGGGUACUUUGAAAGAUGGCCGAGAUAUAGCAGUUAAGCGGCUCUCAUGGGCCUCCGCCCAGGGGGUUAGAGAGUUCAUGAACGAGGUAAAGCUAAUGGUGAAUCUUCAGCACAAGAACCUUGUUCGGAUGUUGGGUUGCUGUGUUCGAGAUAAUGAGAAAAUGUUGAUUUACGAGUACAUGCCAAAUAAAAGCCUGAAAACUUUUAUUCGGUAA